Molecule: messenger RNA, 4913 nt
Organism: Vombatus ursinus (common wombat)
Lineage: Eukaryota; Metazoa; Chordata; Mammalia; Diprotodontia; Vombatidae
Gene: PLXNA4
Product: plexin A4
Exons: 23
Coding region: 364-4740 (1458 amino acids)
Biological process (GO): negative regulation of cell adhesion; regulation of GTPase activity; positive regulation of axonogenesis
Cellular component (GO): semaphorin receptor complex
Molecular function (GO): protein binding; semaphorin receptor activity
Source: RefSeq, a predicted model, not a curated record
CUCGGACGGUGGAAGAGGAUCUAUUCAGAGCCAAAGGCUUUACCUUAUUCUUGGUUUUUCUUUUCCUUUUUAAACCCCUUUCCUUUGCAUCUGUGGAGUAUUUUUGUUUGGGAUUUGGGAUUGAAGAGGCAUACAGAGAGACAUACACACACGCACAUACAGAGGGAGAGACAGAGGGAGAGAGAGGAGAGAGAGAGAGAGAAAGAGAGAGGCAGAGACACCAUCUGCAGUGUCAAUGCGGCGCUCCCGCUGAAGGAGGGAAAAGCGGCAAUCCCAGGGGAAGACCCAUCCGGGGGGUCCUGAUCCUUUGAAGUGCCUCUUGGUGUGUGACUAUUUCUGUGGCCAAGAGGACUCAUUUCUGAGAUGAAGGCCAUGCCUUGGAACUGGACUUGUCUGCUCUCCCAUCUCCUGCUUCUGGGGAUGGGUUCUGCAGCCCUCCUUUCCCGACAACCCCCGUCCUCACCCCAGAAGCGGUCUUUUCUCACAUUCACUGCAGAGCCCACCGAGGGCUUCAACCACCUUGUGGUGGAUGAAAGGACAGGGCACAUCUACCUGGGGGCUGUCAACCGUAUCUAUAAAUUGUCCAGUGACUUGAAGGUCCUGGUGACCCAUCAGACAGGGCCUGAUGAGGAUAACCCCAAGUGCUACCCACCCCGAAUUGUCCAGACCUGCAAUGAGCCCCUUACAACCACCAAUAAUGUCAACAAAAUGCUCCUCAUUGACUAUAAGGAGAACAGGUUGAUUGCCUGUGGGAGUCUGUACCAGGGUAUCUGUAAGCUGCUAAGGCUGGAGGACCUCUUCAAGCUAGGAGAGCCAUUUCACAAGAAAGAACAUUACCUGUCUGGGGUCAACGAAAGUGGCUCCGUCUUUGGCGUCAUUGUCUCCUACAACAACCUGGAUGAUAAGCUGUUCAUUGCCACUGCCGUGGAUGGGAAGCCAGAAUACUUUCCGACUAUCUCUAGCCGCAAAUUGACUAAGAAUUCUGAAGCUGAUGGCAUGUUCGCUUACGUCUUCCAUGAUGAGUUUGUGGCCUCUAUGAUUAAGAUACCUUCAGACACCUUCACCAUCAUCCCUGACUUUGACAUCUAUUAUGUCUAUGGAUUUAGCAGCGGCAACUUUGUUUACUUCCUGACCCUCCAGCCAGAAAUGAUGUCCCCACCAGGCUCCACCACCAAGGAACAAGUUUAUACCUCCAAGUUGGUGAGGCUGUGUAAGGAGGACACAGCCUUCAACUCCUACGUGGAGGUGCCCAUUGGCUGUGAGCGCAAUGGGGUGGAGUAUCGCUUGCUGCAAGCUGCUUACCUUUCCAAGGCAGGGGCCUUCCUCGCCCGGACCUUGGGAGUUCGAUCAGAUGAUGACAUCCUCUUUACUGUGUUCUCCAAGGGUCAGAAGCGGAAAAUGAAAUCGCUGGAUGAAUCAGCCCUGUGCAUCUUUGUCCUGAAGCAGAUCAAUGAUCGUAUCAAGGAGAGACUACAGUCCUGCUACAGGGGGGAGGGCACUCUGGACCUCGCCUGGCUCAAAGUGAAGGAUAUCCCCUGCAGCAGUGCGCUCCUAACCAUUGAUGAUAACUUCUGUGGCCUGGAUAUGAAUGCACCCCUUGGUGUUUCAGAGAUGGUACGUGGCAUGCCCAUCUUCACGGAGGACAGGGACCGAAUGACCUCAGUCAUUGCCUAUGUUUACAAGGAGCACUCACUGGCUUUCGUGGGCACCAAGAGUGGCAAGCUGAAAAAGAUCCGUGUGGAUGGGCCCCGGGGGAAUGCCCUGCAGUAUGAGACAGUGCAGGUGGUGGAUCCUGGCCCGGUUCUCAGGGACAUGGCCUUCUCCAUGGACCAUGAGCAGCUCUACAUCAUGUCAGAAAGACAGCUCACCAGAGUUCCUGUUGAGUCCUGCAGUCAGUAUGGAAGCUGCAGUGAGUGUCUCGGCUCAGGGGACCCCCACUGUGGUUGGUGUGUGCUUCAUAACACAUGUACCAGGAAGGAGCGGUGUGAGAGAUCCAGGGAACCUCGCAGGUUUGCCUCCGAGAUGAAGCAGUGUGUCCGUCUGACGGUGCAUCCUAACAACAUCUCUGUCUCACAGUACAAUGUACUGUUGGUCUUGGAGACCUAUAAUGUCCCAGAACUGUCAGCUGGUGUCAAUUGUACCUUUGAGGACCUAUCUGAGAUGGACGGCCUAGUGAUGGGCAACAAGAUCCAAUGCUAUUCCCCUAAAGCUAAGGAAGUGCCUCAGAUCAUCACUGAGAAUGGGGACCACCACAUUGUUCAACUGCAACUCAAGUCUAAGGAGACAGGCAUGACCUUUGCCAGCACCAGUUUUGUCUUCUACAACUGCAGCGUCCACAAUUCGUGCCUGUCCUGUGUGGAGAGCCCCUAUCGCUGCCACUGGUGCAAAUACCGCCAUGUCUGUACUCAUGACCCCCAGACCUGCUCCUUCCAGGAGGGCCGAGUGAAGCUUCCUGAGGAUUGCCCUCAGCUGCUGCAAGUGGACAAGAUCCUGGUGCCAGUGGAAGUGAUCAAGCCCAUUACCCUGAAGGCCAAGAACCUGCCCCAGCCGCAGUCGGGUCAGCGGGGCUAUGAGUGCAUCCUCAACAUCCAGGGCACUGAGCAGAGGGUCCCUGCCCUGCGCUUCAACAGCUCCAGUGUGCAAUGCCAAAACACCUCUGUGAGUGCCACACCAUCCUCCUGUCCCUUCCUGACCCCAAGCCCAGAGCCACCUUUCCAUUGUCUACCUUCCCUGGAGUCAAGCCAGAUCUUCCCAGGAGGUGUCCUCCCAAACACCAAGAAUUUAGGGGUGCCUCCUCCUCCUGGAAGGAUUUUGAAGCAGGCUCCCUUCUUCUUCAUGGAGCAGCAGGUGAAAGAUCCUGGUCCAAUGGGCAUUCUCAGAAGUAAAAUGAACCAGGAGACCAUCGGCAAAGAGGCAGUGAGGUGGCGAACUUUUGCUGAGCUACAGACAGACAUCCAUGAGCUGACGAGUGACCUGGAUGGGGCUGGAAUUCCCUUCUUGGACUAUCGGACAUACACCAUGCGAGUGUUAUUUCCUGGCAUAGAAGAUCACCCUGUACUCCGGGACCUGGAGGUACCAGGCUACCGCCAAGAGCGUGUGGAGAAGGGCCUGAAGCUCUUUGCCCAGCUCAUCAACAACAAAGUGUUUUUACUGUCCUUCAUCCGCACCCUGGAGUCCCAGAGGAGCUUCUCAAUGCGGGACCGGGGCAAUGUGGCCUCGCUCAUCAUGACGGUCCUGCAGAGCAAGCUGGAGUAUGCCACAGACGUGCUAAAGCAGCUACUGGCUGACCUCAUUGACAAGAACCUGGAGAGCAAAAACCACCCCAAACUACUACUCAGAAGGACGGAGUCAGUGGCUGAGAAGAUGCUAACCAACUGGUUCACUUUCCUUCUCUACAAGUUCCUGAAGGAAUGUGCCGGGGAACCCCUCUUCUCCUUAUUCUGUGCCAUCAAGCAGCAGAUGGAAAAGGGUCCCAUCGAUGCCAUCACUGGGGAAGCCCGAUACUCCUUGAGUGAGGACAAGCUCAUCAGGCAGCAGAUUGACUACAAGACCCUGGUCUUAAGCUGUGUCAAUCCAGACAAUGUCACCAGCCCUGAAAUCCCAGUGAAGAUCCUCAACUGUGACACCAUUACCCAGGUCAAAGAGAAGAUCCUGGAUGCCAUCUUCAAGAAUGUGCCCUGUUCCCACAGGCCCAAAGCUGCUGAUAUGGAUCUGGAGUGGCGACAAGGAAGUGGGGCUAGGAUGAUCCUACAAGAUGAAGACCUCACCACCAAGAUCGAGAAUGAUUGGAAGAGACUCAACACGUUGGCCCAUUACCAGGUACCAGAUGGCUCAGUAGUGGCUUUAGUCUCCAAGCAAGUCACAGCCUACAAUGCAGUGAAUAACUCCACUGUUUCCAGGACGUCAGCGAGCAAAUACGAGAACAUGAUCCGGUACACGGGGAGCCCCGACAGCCUCCGUUCCCGCACACCCAUGAUCACACCUGACCUGGAAAGCGGGGUCAAGAUGUGGCACCUUGUGAAGAAUCACGAACACGGGGACCAGAAGGAGGGUGACCGGGGAAGCAAGAUGGUGUCUGAAAUCUACCUAACCCGGCUCCUGGCCACCAAGGGCACUCUGCAGAAGUUUGUGGAUGACCUCUUCGAGACCAUCUUCAGCACUGCCCACAGGGGAUCUGCCUUGCCCCUUGCAAUCAAGUACAUGUUUGACUUCCUGGAUGAACAGGCAGACAAGCAUGGCAUCCAUGAUCCCCAUGUCCGGCACACCUGGAAGAGCAAUUGUUUGCCGUUGAGGUUCUGGGUCAACAUGAUCAAGAACCCCCAGUUUGUGUUUGACAUCCACAAGAAUAGCAUCACUGAUGCCUGCCUCUCCGUGGUGGCUCAGACCUUCAUGGAUUCCUGUUCCACAUCUGAGCAUCGCCUGGGCAAGGACUCCCCAUCCAACAAAUUGCUCUAUGCCAAGGACAUCCCCAGUUACAAGAACUGGGUAGAGAGAUAUUACUCAGACAUCGGGAAGAUGCCAGCCAUCAGUGACCAGGACAUGAACGCCUAUUUAGCUGAGCAAUCCCGCAUGCAUAUGAACGAAUUCAACACAAUGAGUGCCCUCUCUGAGAUCUUCUCCUACGUGGGCAAAUACAGCGAGGAGAUCCUCGGACCCCUGGACCAUGAUGACCAGUGUGGGAAGCAGAAACUAGCCUACAAACUAGAACAAGUCAUAACCCUCAUGAGCAUAGACAGCUGAGAACUGUCCUUCCGAGACUCCCUUGGAGGGGGGACAUACCAAGCCGUGCCUCAGACUAAAUCAUCAUCUUUACCAAGUGCAAGUUCCGACUGGCUAUAAGCAGCAUCACCUGAGCAGCGCUCUCUCUCUCUCUCUCUCUCUCUCUCUCUCUCUCUCUCUCUCUCUCUCUCUCU